This is a messenger RNA of Fopius arisanus, 2140 nucleotides long. RefSeq names its product female lethal d (gene fl(2)d). Gene Ontology annotation, cellular component: nucleus. The transcript is spliced from 6 exons. Gene Ontology annotation, biological process: regulation of alternative mRNA splicing, via spliceosome. The record is from RefSeq and is a predicted model, not a curated record. The coding region runs from base 324 to 1661 and encodes 445 amino acids. Lineage: Eukaryota; Metazoa; Arthropoda; Insecta; Hymenoptera; Braconidae.
UUGCUUCAGUCCAGUGGCUAACGAUGUGUCGUGUGUCGUGAUAAAUCCCUCCGGCGUGUAUAAACACACUAUUUUCCAAGUAAUAAACAAUUAAAUUCCCCCUUAAAUGAUCCCUGAAAUGUUCUGUGCAUCGAGGUGGAUUGAUUCGAUCAAUGUACGUUCCUGAGCACAAAAAUAACAGGUCAGAAUUGCUCAAGUUCUGAGGAUAUUGCACUCAGGACAGGAGAGAGAAAAGCUGAUAUUACCCAGUUAUUGUAAAGUCAGAGUGAAAAAAUAAUAAAGAACUUUGGUAAAUAGGGGAGAAGUAAAGUGAUUGAGUAAUAAUGGCAGAGGAGGGUGUGGAGGUGAAGCAAGUGGGUCCCUCAUCACCUAGAAGUCCACAAGUGCAAAAACCACCUAGUCCUAGAUCACCCAGGCACAGCAGGAGAAUAAAAUUAACUGAUCAGCAGUUGGAGACAACAGCUAAAGAGGAAUUGGCAGCCAAGUGGCGUGAACAGGACUUGUAUAUCGAGUGUCUUGAGGCACAAUCGGCAGCCCAGGAAGGGGAGUUGGCGAGUUUGAGAGAGUCCGAGGAGAAAUAUCGACAGCAGUAUGGAGAGGCGUCACACAGGGAGAAAAUACUCGUCAGAAGACUGGCUUCCAAGGAGCAGGAGUUACAGGAAUAUGUGAAUCAAAUAGCGACAAUGAAAGCCGCUCAAUCGCCGUCCGCCUCAUCUCUACGAUCGACGUUAUUGGAUCCAGCUGUCAAUAUAUUAAUUCAAAGAUUGCGACAGGAGUUAAUAACGACGAAAGCCAAGCUAGAAGACACACAGAAUGAAUUGAGCGCUUGGAAAUUCACCCCUGACAGCAAUACCGGAAAGAGACUGAUGGCUAAAUGCAGGCUUCUCUAUCAAGAGAAUGAGGAGCUUGGCAGGAUGAUAGCUAGUGGAAGAAUAGCGAAAUUGGAGGGAGAGCUGGCACUGCAGAAGAGUUUCAGUGAGGAAGUGAAAAAAUCUCAAUCUGAGCUCGAUGAAUUCCUUCAGGAUCUCGAUGAGGACGUGGAGGGAAUGCAGAGUACAAUAUAUUUUCUGCAACAAGAAUUACGAAAAGCUCGUGAGUCUGUGACUCUGUUGCAACAGGAAAAUGCCUCCCUUAAAUCAACGAGUGAUCAGAAUCUAUCGAAUGGUCUUUCCCCCCACACUCCACCCCUCAAAAAGGAGGAGGAUAACGACGAAGUUAAAAGUGAAAUGAAUGAUAUAAAAUUGGAUAAUGAGAGUGGUGAUGGGUGUAAAAUUGGUGCAAGAACUCCACCGUUGGUCGAUGAUACGUCGACAAUUGAUAAAUUACCAACAAAUAUUGAUAACAAUGAUGAUAGUUCGAGUGAUUCGGCAGCAUUAAUUAUCAAAGUUGAUAAUGAAGAUUUGACAGAUCGUGAGUAUGAUGAUGAUGAUGAUAAAACCAAAAAGAAAGCGUUUAGGACUAAAUGUGGUAAUGCCAAUGGUGAUGAGAUUAAAAUACGGUGUAGAGACAGAACUAAGAGGGAUAAUCGUGACGAGAGUGAUGAUGAUAGAGUUCAAAUUAAGAAGAAAAAAAAAUGUGACAAUUCGAUGGAGUUUAAUGAUGCCGAUGAUGAUGCCAUUGUUAUUACUAAUGGUGAAACCUUGCCGAGUGAUCCUGAAUGAAUUUUUCUAUUUAUCAUUAACAGAACUUGAAUUUUUUUUUACAUAAUAAAGAAAUAAUUAACAAUUUCGUAAGGAAAUCAUUGACUUUUCGUGAAAUAUGAGUUUGAAGUUUGAUGAUGAUCAUCGUGUAAAUUUAUAAAUAAAUAAUUGAUAUUGAAUAUUGAUUGAACUACUUGUGUAUGUACGAAAAAAAAAAUUUAUAGAUAUAUAUUAUUAUAUAAAUACCAGAGAAAUGAACAAAAUAAAUAAGAAGUAUUGCGAAUUUAAUUCUAAGGAAUUUUCUAAAUUCAAAGUUUCUCAAGUGAAGGAGGAAACGUACUAGUUCUUUUCGAAAUUUCUACCCUUCCGUUGUGUAUUAUUUUUUAUGGAACAAGUGUACAAAUCGCGGAAAAUAAAAGAAUUACAUAAUUUUGACAGAUUAUUUGAACAAAAUGUGUAAUUAUAAAAGAAUAAAGAAAACCAGCAAUUAUUGUUUUAUA